This is a messenger RNA of Suillus plorans, 507 nucleotides long. RefSeq lists its product as uncharacterized. The annotation marks the transcript as partial. The transcript has 5 exons. The record is from RefSeq and is a predicted model, not a curated record. NCBI's taxonomy places the organism in Eukaryota, Fungi, Basidiomycota, Agaricomycetes, Boletales, Suillaceae. Gene Ontology annotation, molecular function: oxidoreductase activity, acting on the CH-OH group of donors, NAD or NADP as acceptor.
GUUGCAAACGCAGGCAUUUGCAAACCAAAAUUGCUCAUAGAAACGACAUCCGAUGAUUUUGAGUCCGUGCUUGCUGUCAACAUCAAAGGCACCUUCUACAGUUAUAAAUAUGCAGCACAGCAGAUGAUAGCUCAAGGUGAGGGUGGGCAAAUUGUCGGUGCAAGCUCCCUUGCGGGAAAGAAAGGCAGGUCUACAUAUGCGGUUAUUCCUUCCGCUUACUGCGCAUCCAAGUUUGCUGUCCGAGGGUUGACACAAUGCGCAGCUAUCGAACUUGGUCACAACGGAAUCACAGUGAACGCAUAUGCUCCAGGAGCAAUUCAAACACCAAUGCGUAAGUUUCGAGAUUUGUGCGUUAAUAUCAUUACGAUGUUCAAACGGUUGUCAUCGGUAGGCGACAUAGGAACUACCCAGGAUGUUUCGAGCCUGGUUUCAUUUCUGGUGACCCCGGAAGCACGUUUUAUCACAGGUGUGUAUAUUUUACAUGGCCCAUGUUUCAUAGGCUCGUAA